CAUUUUAUUCUUUUCGUUUUUUUUUAAAUUCCAUUUUUUGAAAAUCGUUGAAAUAUUAAUUCAAAAUACUGAGACCAAAAAACAAACUUUUCUUUUUUUUUCAGUAGUUAUUCGACCAUAAUUUUUACCAUGCACCAAAAAUAUAAUUCAUGGUAAGCAUUUAACAAAUUCCAUAUAUGUAAAUACAUUGUAUAUAGCCAUAAAAACUCAUGUAAUAUUACUCUUAACCUUGAUUAGACGAUACAAAAUCUAAUAAUUCGUACAAAUAAGGAAGACAAAAUUUUGUUGAGAAGAACGGCGUCGUUUUUCACUUAGAGAGGAGACAGACCUCCAAGCUACAAUUCCCAAACCCUAAUCGCAGCUCAAGCAGAGUAGACGACGGCAUGGCGCUGCGAGGAGAUAAAGAUGCAGAUCUUCGUCAAAACUCUUACGGGGAAGACCAUAACGCUCGAGGUCGAAUCGAGCGACACCAUAGACAAUGUUAAGGCCAAGAUUCAAGACAAAGAAGGUAUUCCCCCGGACCAGCAGCGCUUGAUCUUUGCCGGGAAGCAGCUCGAAGAUGGGCGUACGCUUGCGGAUUACAAUAUCCAAAAGGAAUCGACUUUGCAUCUGGUUCUAAGGCUUCGCGGUGGGAUCAUCGAACCAUCUCUUAUGGCUUUAGCCCGCAAAUAUAACCAGGACAAGAUGAUUUGCCGCAAAUGCUAUGCCCGUUUACACCCCCGUGCAGUCAACUGCAGGAAGAAGAAGUGUGGCCAUAGCAAUCAGUUGAGGCCAAAGAAGAAGAUCAAGUAAAGUGGUGGCUGGCUUGUUUGUCUCAAUUGCUUGGUUACAAGAUAGUGUUUAAGAUAUUAAUUGAUUGUAAGACAUUAGCCUUUGACUAUGUUGAGUUUUUUGACAUACAAAUUUGCAAGGAUCUUUAGCCAUUUUCCUGCUUACUA
This is a messenger RNA of Ipomoea triloba (trilobed morning glory), 938 nucleotides long. Its product is annotated as ubiquitin-60S ribosomal protein L40. Gene Ontology annotation, molecular function: ubiquitin protein ligase binding; protein tag activity; structural constituent of ribosome. NCBI's taxonomy places the organism in Eukaryota, Viridiplantae, Streptophyta, Magnoliopsida, Solanales, Convolvulaceae. Gene Ontology annotation, biological process: modification-dependent protein catabolic process; protein ubiquitination; translation. Gene Ontology annotation, cellular component: cytoplasm; nucleus; ribosome. Bases 406 to 792 code for a protein of 128 amino acids. The record is from RefSeq and is a predicted model, not a curated record. The transcript has 5 exons.